Haemorhous mexicanus (house finch) is the source of this 2162-nucleotide messenger RNA. RefSeq names its product filamin-A-like. The transcript has 12 exons. Gene Ontology annotation, molecular function: actin filament binding. The coding region runs from base 356 to 2032 and encodes 558 amino acids. The record is from RefSeq and is a predicted model, not a curated record. NCBI's taxonomy places the organism in Eukaryota, Metazoa, Chordata, Aves, Passeriformes, Fringillidae. Gene Ontology annotation, biological process: actin cytoskeleton organization.
CCGCGCGGGGCCCCCGAGCCCAGCCCGGCACCGGCACCGGCACCGGCAACAGCUGCCGAACCCACCGGGACCGCCGAACCCACCCCCGGGACCCCCGAACACAGCCCGGGACCGGCACCGGCACCGGCAACAGCUCCCGAAUCCACCGGGACUGCCGAGCCCACCCCCGGACCCCCGAACCCAACCCCGGGACCACCGGCACCGGCAACAGCCCCCGGGACCACCGGGACCACCGAGCCCAGCCCGGACCCCCGAGCCCACCGGGGUCCGGCACCGGGACCGGACCCCGACCCAGCCCGGGACCACCGGGACCACCAGGACCGAGCACCAGCCUCCCCGCCCCCGGCCCCGCACCAUGAGCGCCGCGCCGGGCGGGCGGGGCCGCGCGGAGCCGGCAGCGGAGCCCGCCGAGAUGCCGGCCACCGAGAAGGACCUGGCGGAGGACGCGCCCUGGAAGCGCAUCCAGCAGAACACCUUCACCCGCUGGUGCAACGAGCACCUCAAAUGCGUCCAGAAACGCGUGGGCAACCUGCAGACCGACCUGGGCGACGGGCUGCGCCUGAUCGCGCUGCUCGAGGUGCUCAGCCAGAAGCAGAUGGGCCGCAAGUACAACGCGCGCCCCACCUUCCGCCAGAUGCAGCUGGAGAACGUCUCGGUGGCCCUGGAGUUCCUGGAGAGGGAGAACAUCAAGCUGGUGUCCAUCGACAGCAAGGCCAUCGUGGACGGGAACCUGAAGCUGAUCCUGGGGCUGAUCUGGACCCUCAUCCUGCACUACUCCAUCUCCAUGCCCAUGUGGGACGAGGAGGAUGAGGAGGAGGCCAAGCGCCAGACGCCGAAGCAGCGGCUGCUGGGCUGGAUCCAGAACCGCCUGCCCCAGCUGCCCAUCACCAACUUCAGCAAGGACUGGCAGAGCGGGCGGGCACUGGGGGCACUGGUGGACAGCUGUGCGCCAGGGCUGUGCCCUGACUGGGACUCGUGGAACCCCAACCGGCCGGUGGAGAACGCGCGCGAGGCCAUGCAGCAGGCGGAGGAGUGGCUGGGCAUCCCCCAGGUGAUCACCCCCGAGGAGAUCGUGGACCCCAACGUGGACGAGCACUCUGUCAUGACCUACCUGUCGCAGUUCCCCAAGGCCAAGCUCAAACCCGGCGCCCCCCUGCGCCCCAAGCUCAACCCCAAGAAGGCUCGGGCCUACGGGCCAGGGAUCGAGCCCACCGGGAACGUGGUGCAGCAGCGCGCCGAGUUCACGGUGGAGACGAUCAGCGCGGGCCAGGGGGAGGUGCUGGUCUACGUGGAGGACCCCGAGGGGCACCGCGAGGAGGCCAAGGUGGUGGCCAACAACGACAAGAACCGAACGUUCUCCGUGUCCUACGUGCCCAAAGUCACCGGCGUCCACAAGGUGACGGUGCUGUUCGCGGGCCAGCACAUCGCCAAGAGCCCCUUCGAGGUGCAGGUGGGCCGGGCGGCCGGGGACGCCGGGCGGGUGACGGCGGCGGGGCCGGGGCUGGAGCCGCUGGGCAACGUGGUCAACAAGAGCACGCACUUCGACAUCUGCACCGCCGGCGCAGGCCCGGGUGAGGUGGGGGUCUCCAUCGUGGACCCCAGCGGGCGCCGCGGGACCCCCGAGGCGGUGCUGGAGGACCGUGGGUCUGGGGGCUUCCGCUGCUCCUACAAACCCCAGAGCGAGGGUCCGCACCUGGUGCACGUCACCUUCGGGGGGGCGCCCAUCCCCCGCAGCCCCUUCAGCGUCACCGUGGGCCAGGCCUGCAGCCCGGGCGCCGUGCGGGCCGAGGGCCGGGGGCUGCAGCCCAAGGGGCUCCGCGUGAACGAGCCCGCCGACUUCAAAGUGCACACCCGGGGAGGGGGGCAGCGGCGACCUCAAGGUCACCGUCAAGGGACCCAAGGGUCUGGAGGCCCUGAAGCAGAAGGAUUUGGGGGAUGGAACCUUCGGGCUCGAGUAUUUCCCCACCGUGCCCGGGAAUUACACGGUGGGAGUGACCUGGGGAGGGCAGCACGUGCCGCGCAGCCCCUUUGAGGUGACAGUGGCCCCCGAGGGUGGCGCCCCCCGGGUCAGGGCCUGGGGGCCCGGCCUGGAGGGGGGGGUGGCCGGGAAAGCCGCGGAUUUCAUGGUGGAGGCCAUCGGGGACGACGUGGGGACCCUCGGU